AUGGAUAAUGGAGAAAUAACCGGAUUAAUUUCAGUUGAUAUUAGGAAAGCCUUUGACUCUAUUGAUCAUAAAAUCCUAUUAAGGAAGAUGCAAGACCAGUUUGGUGGUCAAGAUUUUGAGCUAAAAUGGUUCCAAUCCUAUUUGACGAAACGAAGUCAAGUUUGUGUUGUCGAUGGCCACACAUCGUUGGCUAAGGAAAUUGUAUGCGGAGUUCCACAGGGAUCUAUCUUGGGACUCCUCAUGUUUUUACUAUAUGUAAAUGAUUUACCAGAAUGUCUGAAAAACACAACUCCUGGCAUGUAUGCUGACGAUACUCAAAUAUAUGCAUCUUCCGCAAGUUUCUCCGAACUAGUAAUCAAAUGGCUCUCUCGAAAUAAAUUGCAACUUCACACAAAAAAGACAAAAGCAAUGUUUAUAGGAUCACCCUAUAACUUAAAACACAAAGUUGGUAAUGAACAG
This is a messenger RNA of Paramuricea clavata, 459 nucleotides long. The record is from the annotation of a GenBank genome assembly. Lineage: Eukaryota; Metazoa; Cnidaria; Anthozoa; Malacalcyonacea; Plexauridae.